AGUUCUUGUUGAGUUUGGUCUUUUUAGGAAAGGAUAUUACAAAGCAAAAGCUAUAUCUAAAAUUGAGUAGUUUUUCGUCUUGAGAGGCUGGGACUAAAAGAUAUGAGACUUCAUGAGAGCUUGAGUCCUAUUGUUCAUGUUCUUUCACUGUCUUGCUUCUUUUUAAGCGUCUCUCUAGCUCAUGAAAGAGCUUUAUUUUCUGGCACGCUCAAUGAUUCCGAGACGAUAGUCUCCAGCUUCCGAACGUUCAGGUUCGGUUUCUUCAGCCCUGUUAAUUCCACCAACCGAUAUGCUGGUAUAUGGUAUAACAGCAUUCCUGUACAAACUGUGAUAUGGGUUGCUAACAAAGAUACGCCGAUCAAUGACUCCUCUGGAGUGAUUUCAAUAUCUGAAGAUGGAAAUCUGGUAGUUACUGAUGGUCAGAGGCGUGUUUUGUGGUCAACUAACGUUUCUACUCGAGCCAGUGCCAAUUCUACUGUCGCUGAGCUUUUGGAGUCCGGGAACCUCGUGCUAAAAGAUGCCAAUACCGAUGCAUAUCUUUGGGAGAGCUUCAAGUAUCCUACUGAUUCUUGGUUGCCAAAUAUGUUGGUUGGGACAAACGCAAGAACCGGAGGAGGAAACAUCACAAUAACUUCUUGGACAAACCCUUCGGAUCCUUCGCCGGGGAGCUACACUGCUGCACUCGUUCUUGCUCCAUAUCCAGAGCUUUUUAUUUUCAACAAUAAUGACAACAAUGCUACGGUGUGGCGCAGUGGCCCUUGGAACGGACUGAUGUUUAACGGUUUACCAGAUGUAUAUCCGGGGCUCUUUCUUUAUAGAUUUAAAGUUAAUGAUGACACCAAUGGUUCAGCCACCAUGUCAUAUGCUAAUGAUUCAACUUUGAGACACCUCUACUUGGAUUAUAGAGGAUUUGCUAUCCGGAGAGAUUGGAGUGAGGCUAGGAGAAACUGGACGUUAGGGUCACAAGUUCCGGCAACCGAGUGUGACAUUUACAGCCGAUGUGGUCAAUACACUACCUGCAAUCCUCGGAAAAACCCGCAUUGUUCUUGCAUUAAAGGGUUUAGGCCAAGGAACCUUAUAGAGUGGAACAAUGGAAACUGGAGUGGUGGAUGCAUAAGAAAGCUCCCUUUGCAGUGUGAAAGACAGAACAAUAAGGGGAGUGCUGAUAGGUUUUUGAAGCUGCAGCGAAUGAAAAUGCCUGACUUUGCAAGAAGAUCCGAAGCCAGCGAACCAGAAUGCUUUAUGACUUGUUUGCAGUCAUGUUCUUGUAUAGCUUUUGCUCAUGGAUUAGGAUAUGGCUGCAUGAUUUGGAAUAGAAGCUUAGUUGAUUCACAAGUGUUGUCUGCUAGUGGAAUGGAUCUUUCUAUCCGUCUUGCACAUUCAGAAUUCAAAACACAGGACAGGCGACCUAUUUUGAUCGGUACAUCAUUGGCAGGAGGCAUUUUUGUUGUGGCGACUUGUGUCCUUCUGGCACGACGUAUUGUCAUGAAGAAAAGAGCUAAAAAGAAAGGAACAGAUGCAGAGCAAAUUUUUAAGAGAGUAGAAGCUUUAGCUGGUGGUAGUAGAGAAAAGUUGAAAGAGCUACCUUUGUUUGAGUUUCAAGUGUUAGCUACUGCAACCGAUAACUUCUCUCUUAGCAAUAAGCUCGGACAAGGCGGUUUUGGUCCGGUUUACAAGGGGAUGUUGCUAGAAGGUCAAGAGAUUGCUGUGAAGAGACUGUCACAAGCAUCAGGACAAGGGCUUGAGGAACUUGUCACUGAAGUGGUUGUGAUUUCUAAGUUGCAACAUCGAAAUCUGGUGAAAUUAUUUGGUUGCUGCAUUGCAGGGGAAGAAAGGAUGUUAGUCUAUGAGUUCAUGCCCAAGAAAAGCUUAGACUUUUAUAUAUUUGAUCCAAGGGAAGCAAAACUUCUUGACUGGAACACGCGGUUUGAAAUAAUCAAUGGAAUAUGUAGAGGUCUCCUGUACCUUCACAGAGAUUCUAGGCUGAGAAUCAUUCACAGAGAUCUGAAAGCAAGCAACAUCUUGCUAGAUGAGAAUCUGAUUCCGAAAAUAUCUGAUUUUGGGUUGGCCAGGAUAUUCCCGGGGAAUGAAGAUGAAGCAAACACCAGAAGGGUCGUUGGAACAUAUGGCUAUAUGGCACCUGAAUAUGCAAUGGGAGGACUGUUUUCAGAGAAAUCUGAUGUUUUCAGCUUAGGAGUGAUACUCUUAGAGAUUAUCAGUGGAAGAAGAAACUCACAUUCAACUCUUUUGGCUCAUGUGUGGUCAAUCUGGAACGAAGGGGAGAUUAAUGGUAUGGUAGAUCCUGAGAUUUUUGACCAACUUUUUGAGAAAGAAAUACGAAAAUGCGUUCACAUUGCGCUUUUGUGUGUGCAAGACGCUGCUAAUGAUAGGCCAAGUGUUUCUACAGUGUGUAUGAUGCUUAGCAGUGAGGUUGCAGACAUUCCAGAACCGAAACAGCCUGCUUUUAUGCCUAGAAACGUUGGUUUAGAAGCUGAGUUCUCUGAGAGCAUUGCUCUUAAAGCCUCUAUCAACAAUGUCACCAUCACUGAUGUCUCAGGACGUUAAAACCUGCAGAAAUACAAAUGUAUGUGUAAUUCGUGAAACUCUUAAGCAUUGCCAGAGAAUAACAUAUCAUGUAUCCAUAUAGAUAUGGUUAUUUCUUAUCCAACUAGUAAUGUACAAGAAAUUAUUUUCAUA
This is a messenger RNA of Arabidopsis thaliana (thale cress), 2697 nucleotides long. Its product is annotated as G-type lectin S-receptor-like Serine/Threonine-kinase. Lineage: Eukaryota; Viridiplantae; Streptophyta; Magnoliopsida; Brassicales; Brassicaceae. Gene Ontology annotation, molecular function: ATP binding; protein serine kinase activity; protein kinase activity. Bases 103 to 2565 code for a protein of 820 amino acids. Gene Ontology annotation, biological process: recognition of pollen. Gene Ontology annotation, cellular component: plasma membrane. The transcript is spliced from 7 exons. The record is from RefSeq and is marked reviewed.